Messenger RNA from Hippopotamus amphibius kiboko, 465 nucleotides. It is a transcript of the gene GTSF1L, whose product is annotated as gametocyte specific factor 1 like. The transcript has a single exon. The coding region runs from base 1 to 465 and encodes 154 amino acids. NCBI's taxonomy places the organism in Eukaryota, Metazoa, Chordata, Mammalia, Artiodactyla, Hippopotamidae. The record is from RefSeq and is a predicted model, not a curated record.
AUGGAGCCAGAAGCCUUAGAAAUUUGCCCUUACGACCCUCACCACCGAAUCCCACUCAGCAGAUUUCAGUACCACCUGGCAUCAUGCAGGAGAAAGAAUCCCAAGAAAGCCAAAAAGAUGGCCAGCUGCAAAUACAACGCCUGCCAUGUGGUCCCCAUCAAAAAGCUGGAGGAGCACGAGGCAGCCUGUGUCAACAGAAGCACAGUGGAGGAUGAAGACAGCUUGAGCCCCCUGAAGGUCAGCCUCCUGAGUUCACAGCAGAAUGGAAACACCCCUCCAGUGUCCCCCUGUCUCCCUAACCCCAACGUCUGGAAUGCUGAUAACACGAAUUGCCGCCCCACGUUUGUCCUUAAGACUUUUAUUCCCCAAAAGCUUGUUUGUGAAAGCGACACAAAAGAGUCAGAGACAGAGGACCACACCCCAUCCCUGACCACCCCCGAGAAGGGCAUCGGACCAGGACAGUAA